Messenger RNA from Plutella xylostella (diamondback moth), 2029 nucleotides. RefSeq names its product collagenase. Gene Ontology annotation, biological process: proteolysis. NCBI's taxonomy places the organism in Eukaryota, Metazoa, Arthropoda, Insecta, Lepidoptera, Plutellidae. Gene Ontology annotation, molecular function: serine-type endopeptidase activity. The record is from RefSeq and is a predicted model, not a curated record.
GAUGCUGUAAACAGAUUCAUAAUGUCCACAAUGCAUACGCAGACAUGCUGUAACAGCAAACUGCCUAGCUCAGACAUUCUCUCGGACUCCCCCAUUCAUGAGGGUACACCCGAGUCCGCGUUGUUCUAUGCCCCUAUUACUAUUACAUAAAAUGGACAAACACAACAUCUACUAAUCUAUAAAAUUCUAAGAUCUGACCAUGACAUACAUAAGGUCUGUUUACUUGAAUAUUAAAUUAUUAUUCGAUACAUAAGUGAAUACCCGUAUGCAUCUUUGAAGUAGAUUACUAAAUUGAUGACUAGGUUUUGCCCGAGAGCUUCACUUUGCCUUAGCUCUGGUAGUUCAUGGAUCAGAAUAAGAAGCGGCUUAUCUCCUCAUCAGCCUCACAACACUUCAUUCAAAACAAUCAUUUCAGAUACAUUAAGAGACCCUCGUGUGGGUCCAUUAUUGUCAUGUAGGGAAAGAUGAACAGACAGACUUUCGCGUUCAUUUCGCGUAUUAUUACAGUAUGGAUAAUUAUAACGUUAACUUCACUAUCAUUAUUUUCAUUCAAAUUAAUGUUGGUAGUUGCAACAUGUAAACAUUUAAAUAAAAACGACUUUUAUGAAAUAAGUUUCAUAACUCUGAGUAAAUAGGCACAAUGAAGAGUCUCAUUAUUACCUCAUUGUUAGUAACAGCCAUUUCAGCUCAAGAUGGAACAGAAGAUUUAGAACAAUAUGACAUAUCUUCAUUUAAAUACCACGAAAGAAUUGGUAUCCCUGAAGCUGCGUUAAUUAAAAUUGCUGAGGAAGAAAUAAAUAAGCACCCUUCUAAAAUAGUUGGUGGAACCCUAGCUAAAGCUGGAUCAUUCCCCUAUCAAGCUGGUUUACUAAUAACAACAGAAGAGGAUAGGACAUCCAUGUGCGGUGCUAGUUUGUUGUCUAACACCCGGCUGGUGACGGCAGCGCACUGCUGGUGGGACGGAGACAGGAGAGCCAAGAGGCUCGAGGUCAUCCUCGGCUCCACACAACUGUUCCAUGGAGGCACCAGGGUUGUCACCAAGAACGUCACCAUGCAUCCCAAAUGGAAACCCAGCAGGGUGCAGAAUGACGUGGCCAUUAUUGUUAUUCCUUGGGUGGAUUUUAAUGAUCAAAUAAGGAGCAUUGCAUUACCUUUUGGUUUUAGUCAAGACUUUGCCGGGUCGAAAGCCGUUGCAUCAGGAUUUGGAGUUAGGAGACGGGGCGAGGAAUGGACGGAAGACCAGUCGGUGAAGUUCGUAUGGCUGCAGGUGAUCAGCAACAAAGUCUGCAAGGAGACUUACCCGACGGUGGUGAGGUCCAGCAACAUCUGCACGAGCGGCGUGGGGACGGUGGGCACGUGUGCUGGGGACUCCGGCGGACCCCUCGCGUUGGAAGCAAAUGGCACUAGGUACUUGAUCGGCAUCGUGUCUUUCGGCUCUGCUCGCGGGUGCCACACGCGGCGACCGAGCGCGUACUCUCGCGUCACUUACUAUCUAAAGUGGAUUAAUGCUCGCCUGUAAACUUUUCACUUGUACAGGGUGGAACUUUAUCCGUGACCGACCCGAAGUCAGGCCAAUGUUUGUCUAACCCUUACGGACCAGUUGUGUGUAAUAAAAAAAAUCAAAUGCUGUUUGUUAAACCAUUUAACUAUCGCUUUGUGGUACGGUCGUUUAAACUAUUUCAAAAUUAUUAUUAGCUAGAUGUUAUAUUUCGGAAAAAUAACCAUUCUUUGGAUCUAUCAGUGAUAAAAUUUUACUCUGUAAAACAGUAUAAAUGCCUGUCGUCGCAAGUCCACAGCCUGAAUAAAACAAAAAGCGGUUUGAUUCUGAAUUGCAAAUGAAAAUAGCAGGCGCUUGUUAAAAUACAACAUUGCAGGAACUGACAAAAAUAUACAGUGAAGUGAAGGGAGUGUACCUACACUGUACCUACCCCCACUUACGUUUGGGAACAGACUACAAUGAUCUACGAAAGAUUGCAUCUUUGAACUCUAAUAAAUUUAUUUCAAUUUAAUAAUAGCUUAGUAAUGUUCA